CUUUUCCCGCGUUCACUGAAGGCUGGUAAACAACUCAUCGCCCACCACGCAUAUUGACAACUUCAUGUACAGAUUCUAAUUCUUCGAUCCCAAAUGCCUUGUGGGGACCCUGUUGUUGGAUGGAGGGCCCAACUGGAUUGGCAGGGACGCGCCCGCGUAGCGCCAGGUGUUCCUCCAGCCAUGCCCAACGCCAACCUAUAUAACGCCGGCUUGUGGAUUGUCGGAGGAUUAGUCACAGCCGAUUCACCAUUAUACCCAGUACGGGUGCUCUACUCACUUGUCAAUGGCUCGUUUAACUUCACUCUUAUUCUUGUUUAUUUCGGGAUCUAUUACCUUGCUUCAAUCUGGGCCAGUCAGGUGACCAAGGCUGUCCCUGACCCGUAUUUGGACGAAAUUUUUCAUAUCCCUCAAGCUCAGGCAUAUUGCAGUGGAAGAUUUGAUGUGUGGGAUCCAAAGCUCACAACCCCUCCGGGCCUCUAUUUUAUCUCGACACUCAUUGGUAGUCAAUACUCGCCGCAUGGGUGCAGGGUGUCCAGUCUUCGUUUUCACAACGUCCUAGCCCUCCUGUUCCUACUCUCCUACGCAAUAGAUUGUAGGGGCCUUAUUGCUGUCGCUUGGAGGCGGGACCGGAAUGAACCAGUCCGGAAAUGGAUCAGAGAUGCGCGCCCAAUUUCGGCAGACAUGCUGCAUACAGGCGCCAACAUUGCCCUGUUCCCUCUCCUGUUCUUCUUUUCGGGCUUGUAUUAUACAGAUGUCUUGUCGACUUCUGUGGUACUGGGGAUGUACCGCCUAUUUCUAGAACGGAAAGGUGCCCGUGCCAACUCUGCUGCGGGACUUGUGUGGUUGUACCCAGUUGGUCUGAUUUCUCUCGCCAUGAGACAAACGAAUAUCUUCUGGGUGGCGGUGUUCAUGGGAGCGCUUGAGCUGGUGAGGACGAUCACAGCCAAUAAAGUGGACUUCACGAGUGGGCAGCCGACACCCCGAACUUGGAAACACGUGGCGAUUGAGAAGUUUCAGCAAUACAGUCAUGGCAAUAUCCAUGAUAUUGCGCUGAAAAAUGCUGGUGUGAUUGACUUCAUUCUCUGCGCGAUCAGCAUUAUGGUCGCUGCGAUUUUCUACCCUUCGCUCAUUCUGACCCGACUCUGGCCAUACGUAUUGCUCUUAGCAUCUUUUGCUGGGUUCGUGGUCUGGAAUGGCGGUGUAGUCCUGGGGGAUAAAUCCAACCACGUCGCAACCGUCCAUCUCCCUCAAAUGCUCUACAUCUGGCCGCUCGUUACUUUCUUCUCCGCUCCUCUCAUCAUUCCCAUUGGCAUUUCAUUUCUUCGAAAUCUCGCCUCGCUCCUCUUGAUCCCUCUGUUCCCACGCCUGGUACAGAAAUAUCUUCUCAUUUCAAGCUACACCGCCAUUGCACUCGCUGCAACCCUGCUCGUCAUCAAAUACAACACAAUCAUUCAUCCAUUCACUUUAGCGGAUAAUAGACAUUAUAUGUUCUACGUCUUCCGAUACACCAUUCUCCAACAUCCUCUGGUACGAUACGUUCUAGGCCCGAUAUAUCUGAUUUGCGCAUACCUGGUCUACCUAACCCUUGGCGGUCCCUGGCGGCCAGGUUCCUCCUUAGUUUUGCAGACUAAAAUAUUGAAUGGAACAAUACAAAGGCAGCCAGAACACCUCGAGAAAGAAGAUAGUGAACAGGGAGGGCCAACCACGUCCUUCCUCAUCACCCUCCUUGCUACCACAGCACUCUCACUCAUCACAGCACCUCUCGUCGAACCUCGCUACUUCAUCAUUCCGUGGGUGAUUUGGCGCUUGAACGUUCCGUCCCUUCCCUCCCACGCGACGUCUUCGCCUGCCAAGCAAAGGCAGAAGGGAGUCGGAAGACCGAGCGAUAGGGUUGUCGAGUUCAUCCGUUAUUGGGGAUGGGAAGGGCAUGAUUACAGACUGUGGUUAGAGACGGCUUGGUUUCUUUUGAUUAAUCUUGUCACGGGGUAUGUUUUCCUGUAUCGGGGAUUUGAAUGGCCGCAGGAACCUGGGAUGGUUCAGAGGUUUAUGUGGUGAUGUAAGAUUACUGACAAGUGCUAAAAUGGGGUCGGUGUGUUAUACCAGAGUCGUGAGAUGCCAUGAGAAACUCAGGGGGGGUUCAAUGUGUUUUAUAUCGAGGGCCGCAAGAAAAUUUCAAUCUGUUAACCAAGUGCUGGGGGGUCAAUCUUCCUAUAGCACACCAAUCUACAUUCCGCCGCACCGCCGCAUCUGCCAUUUCCUGAUCCUCAAGAGUUACCCGACCGCCGGUUCUCGCCUGGUUCUCGAGUCUGCAAUUGCUCGAGAUCUAAAUUCCGUCGACUCCCAGUUUGAAGUGUGCGGUUUUGGACGCGGCUACGCCCGCGCAGAAUGUUCCGCAUGUAAUGCUUCUUAGAAAAUACAGGGGCGAGAUCUUCCUCGCUUUGCUUCGCGGGGACAGUUUUCUCG
Messenger RNA from Hyaloscypha bicolor E, 2463 nucleotides. Its product is annotated as glycosyltransferase family 59 protein. The record is from RefSeq and is a predicted model, not a curated record. Gene Ontology annotation, biological process: protein N-linked glycosylation; dolichol-linked oligosaccharide biosynthetic process. The transcript is spliced from 5 exons. Gene Ontology annotation, cellular component: endoplasmic reticulum. Bases 94 to 2055 code for a protein of 653 amino acids. NCBI's taxonomy places the organism in Eukaryota, Fungi, Ascomycota, Leotiomycetes, Helotiales, Hyaloscyphaceae. Gene Ontology annotation, molecular function: dolichyl pyrophosphate Glc2Man9GlcNAc2 alpha-1,2-glucosyltransferase activity.